Messenger RNA from Trypanosoma conorhini, 1785 nucleotides. RefSeq lists its product as uncharacterized. The record is from RefSeq and is a predicted model, not a curated record. The coding region runs from base 1 to 1785 and encodes 594 amino acids. The transcript has a single exon. NCBI's taxonomy places the organism in Eukaryota, Euglenozoa, Kinetoplastea, Trypanosomatida, Trypanosomatidae.
AUGGCUAUGACUCGCUCCACUUGCCUCAUUUCAAACCCUCUUUGGGGGGAACUCUGCCCGUUUUUCUUCUUGGGUGGGUCGCCGCACAGAAGUCUCUCGCUCGCUCAGAGUGAGGCGAGAGGGAAGCAAAAGCAACAAGAAAACAAGCAACUAGGGCCAGGUUUGUGGCUCAUGCUGAAUGGUGCGUGGCUGCUGGCGGACCUUGACGGAACGCUUCUGAGCACCCCGCACAAGGCUAAAGGACAAUAUCAAUCGCUGGAGGAAAGCCCAUGUUUCGCCGUCAUUAAGCGAUGGCUUCUCAAUGGAGGCAGUCUCUGCAUCGUGACGACCGCCGACACGCGCGUCUUUGACCAGGUGUAUGCGCCGCUUCGCUCUAUUCUAAGGGAUGCCGAUGGUCGGAAUGGAAGUGGAGAGCUGUUACUAAGUCUUUACACAGGCGCCCUGCUAUACCGUUGCACGGUAAAUGAUGUGGAGGUCGUCCGCGAGUACACCGAGGCGAUGCACUGCGCCACGCGUGAGGCGGUGGAGUUGGCUGAAUUGUACGGUUUGCCACUGAAACAGGUAUACGUGCCGAAGGUUGGCCUUGACGGCACAACCCGACCGCUGUUGACGAAGUGUGUGAAGGGAACGUGCUUCUCCGUGGACACCUCUCGCGCUCUGCUGGCGCAACUGGAGGAAAUCUUUAUUUCUCUUCUGGAGAAGACGCUGGGAGGUGACCGUGUUUUUCUUGCGGCGCUUGAGCACCUCUCGGCACGCUAUAAGGAGAUGUGGCGUCUGCUGCUAGGGUACCUUGAGGCGCAGUGCCGACGCCAUGGGCCGCCUUCAGCUAGCGCAGCCGAGGCUGUCGCAUGGAAGUGCGAUUUUCUGCGGCAGCGGCGAUGCUUGUUCACGGAACUAGGCAUCAUUCGUGUUGAGCUUGCGGAGUCGCCGGUACUACCGCUGGCAACAACGGAACGUAACGCGAGUGAGGAGAGCACACAGCUAACGUCGAAGUGUGUGUCGCGAUCACUCGACGACGACUCUGAGCUCUCGCGAAGGUUUGCGCGGGAGAUGAUUCUCCUGCUUUGUCCCGGGAGUCGGUGUUCCCACGACGACCACGACCAAGUUUCUGGUUGCGGCCCGCAAAGGAAUGGCGAUGUGGCGCAAGUGAUUUUUCUGGGCCUCCCUAUUCGACUUUUCACGUGCCUCUUUCAACGCCACUUUGAGGCCUUUGCCCGCCUCGGCGUGACGGCGAUGCCGCAGCCAAAUAGCGUUGUCUUCUCAAAGAUGGGCAUUUCAAAGUCGACGACUAUUCGCUACCUUGUCGGGCCAGCACUUCUCAGCGGCCACGCUGGUGUUCCGCGACAGCAACAGCGCGGCAAGGCAUCGUCGCUGCGUGGUGUGGUGAAUCUCACGAGGGCCGUUGCGAUCGGUGACAAUCCCCACACCACAGAUUACGAGUUAACUGUUUUCCCGCGGUUGCCAUUUGUUUCUGUGGAGAUCGCCGCAAAACGGCGUCGGCGUCACACGCGUAUUUCUGCAUCGGCGGUGGUGCAAACAACCCCACGGCAGGGCUUAUUGAUGGAUGAUCGCCUGCUAAAAAAUUUGCUUUACGUGGGCGGAGAGGAGGACGGCAGUGCCAUGUUUCUUACGGGGCUGAUGGACAGGCUGCGGGUUCCAUCGCUUGGGGGAACCAGGCGUGAGGCGCUGGGGCCGUCAGCAGAGCCGGCAACCUUUGCGUCGGCCGUAGCUGGGGCCGCCGCGGAGGCAUUUGCCAGAAUGAGUGGCUGCUCCUCCCAUCUGUAG